Molecule: messenger RNA, 1320 nt
Organism: Melitaea cinxia (Glanville fritillary)
Lineage: Eukaryota; Metazoa; Arthropoda; Insecta; Lepidoptera; Nymphalidae
Product: protein nubbin-like
Exons: 8
Coding region: 1-1320 (439 amino acids)
Biological process (GO): regulation of transcription by RNA polymerase II
Molecular function (GO): DNA-binding transcription factor activity, RNA polymerase II-specific; RNA polymerase II cis-regulatory region sequence-specific DNA binding
Source: RefSeq, a predicted model, not a curated record
AUGGUGCUGCAGGCUUGCGUGCGCGCCUCCGCGCGGACCUACUGCUCUUCCUACCAAGAGUCGGGUGAUCUCAUCAAGUCGCCUUCGCCGCCGCCCAGCCAUGACGGGUCCGCGAGCGGCGAGGGCGAGGGCGAGACGAGCGGCGACGAGCGCGGGCCGAGGCUGCGCGCGCCCGCGCCGCACGCCGCCGCGUCCGCCGCCUCGGCCGCCACCGCCGCCGUGCUGGUCAGUGGCCGCCUGCACUUACAUGACGACACUUUAGACGACAGCACCUUCCAUUGCUCACUCAUUCUCAGUGCGGCGGGCGCUGGCAAUGCUUUAGCCCAGUUGCAGCACUUGUUGCUGACACAACACGGCGCACACUCUUUACUGCUACACACACAAGUCCAGCAAGCAGUAGCGCAAGCUGCAGCGCAACAGCUACAACAACUCCAAGCGCGAGCCAACGCCAGCCAGCCCACUAUCGACACGAGGUCGCCGUCGCCGCGCGGCUCGCCGCCCGGCGCCGCCGCGUUCCUGACGCCGCACACGCCGGGCCCGGGCCGCGCGCGCUCCCCGCACGCGCUGCACGCGCACCACUCGCCGCUGCACGCGCACGCGCACAAGCCGCGCGCGCUCGACCCCGCCGACGACACCGCCGACCUCGAGGAGCUCGAGCACUUCGCCAAAACGUUCAAGCAGCGCAGGAUCAAACUCGGUUUCACCCAGGGCGACGUGGGCCUCGCGAUGGGCAAGCUGUACGGGAACGACUUCUCUCAGACGACUAUCUCGCGUUUCGAAGCUCUCAAUCUGAGUUUUAAAAAUAUGUGCAAGCUGAAGCCACUCCUGCAGAAGUGGCUCGAGGACGCAGAUUCGUCGCUGACCGGCGGCGGGGGCGGCGCGUCGCUGGGGGCGGGGCUCGCCGAGGCCGUCGGCCGCCGCCGCAAGAAGAGGACCUCCAUCGAGUCCGGCGUGCGCGUCGCACUCGAGAAAGCCUUCCUCCACAACCCCAAGCCCACCAGCGAGGAGAUCGCCGCCCUCGCCGAUACGCUCUGCAUGGAGAAGGAAGUCGUCCGCGUUUGGUUCUGUAAUCGUAGACAGAAGGAGAAGCGCAUCAACCCGCCGGCGGGCGAGGCGGGCGGCGCCUCGUCACCGGGCGGCGGCGCGCUGCUCCCGCUGGCGCACCCGCUGCACGCGCUGCCCGCGCACGCGCACGCCCUGCCCGCGCACGCGCACGCGCACCCGCACGCGCACGCGCACGGGCACGCGCACGCGCACGCCGCGCUGCAGGCGGCCGCGCUCCAGCCGCUGGCGCUGCUGGCGCGCCCGCCGCGCGACUGA